Molecule: messenger RNA, 1381 nt
Organism: Cicer arietinum (chickpea)
Lineage: Eukaryota; Viridiplantae; Streptophyta; Magnoliopsida; Fabales; Fabaceae
Product: tobamovirus multiplication protein 3-like
Source: RefSeq, a predicted model, not a curated record
CCCACUAAUACACACACGUGCACACACAUUCAUUGUGCCUAGCUUAGGCUGAUUUUUUCGUCAAAGAAUAUAUUAAAAUUACCGGCGCGUGUGCAUCACACUCUCUCGAUUGAUUCCACAAUGAGCAACAACAGCGUGCCGGCAUCGACGGCAGGCGCGGUGGGGAUCGCAGUUGCGGCACUUGAACUUACUGAUUCCUCCAGCUGGUGGCGCGACAUCGACGAAUCUCCAGCGUGGCAGGACCGCAUCUUCUACACCCUCGCCGUCCUCUACGGCGUCGUGUCCGCUAUAGCUUUGAUUCAACUAGUUCGAAUACAAUUGAGAGUUCCAGAAUACGGUUGGACUACGCAGAAGGUCUUUCACUUUCUCAAUUUUUUGGUGAAUGCUGUUCGGUGUUUAGUUUUCAUCUUCUUUCGGAGUGUACAGAGGUUACAGCCAGAGAUUGUCCAACAUAUCUUACUUGAUGUGCCGAGUCUUGCUUUCUUUACAACAUAUGCACUUUUGGUCUUGUUCUGGGCUGAGAUUUAUUACCAGGCACGUGCUGUAUCCACCGAUGGACUGAAACCAAGUUUUUAUACGAUUAAUAUUGUGGUUUAUGUUGUUCAGAUUGUUUUGUGGUUGGUAUUAUGGUGGAAACCAGUCAGUGUGCUGGUCAUUCUGUCUAAGGUGUUCUUUGCAGGGGUUUCUUUGUUUGCUGCCCUUGGCUUUCUUCUCUAUGGUGGAAGACUAUUCUUGAUGCUGCAACGCUUUCCUGUGGAAUCCAAAGGGCGACGUAAGAAGCUGCAAGAGGUUGGCUAUGUGACAACCAUAUGUUUUUUAUGUUUCCUUAUCAGAUGCAUUAUGAUGUGUUUUAAUGCAUUUGAUAAACAUGCGGACCUUAAUGUCAUGGACCAUCCUAUUCUAAACUUCAUAUAUUACCUGUUGGCAGAAAUAUUACCUUCUUCUUUGGUCCUAUUCAUUUUGAGGAAGCUUCCACCUAAGCGUGGCAUCACACAAUAUCACCCUAUUCGCUGAAAACUGCUUAACAUACCUAGAAAAAGGGAGUCAUCAGUGGUUGAUAAUCUCCUUACCUGAUUCUCACAGUUCAAGGGUAACUUUUAGAGCACAGAAAGCUAGUCUUUUCAAUGUUAGGUGUGACAAAGCUUGUAUGAUGGGUUUUAUGGUUCAUUAAAGCUUGUAGAUUUCAAAACGUGACAUUUCAUGCAUUCUCAAAACAUGUCGAGCUGUGUUAUAACUGAUAUUUGCUUUGUCAAUGGUUGGUUCUGUUGUUUGAGCAACCAUAAUUGGGAAAAUGGGAUAGUGAUGUCUUGUAUAAACAAAGUGUUACAAGUUCGUAAAUGUAUUCUUCACUUCUUUAGUGAUUCCUUUUCUUUCUAUAGUA